CCUGGGUGCUUUUAAAAGACAGAUGUCUUUUAAAUUUAACACGGGGACCCCUCACAUAAGGAUGAUCAGUAUGCAUGACAUUUUCAAAAAUGGAAAACCCCUGUUUAAUAAAGCCACACAGCUCGAGAAAAACGCUUUUGGAACCUUUCUUUUAAAAGUGUGUGGUGAUAAAUGUCCCCAUAACCACAGCAAAAUCUGAAAUCAUCUACAUUGUGGAGACCAGCCAACAGUUCUCAAGGGGAAAAUGACUCUAUUUGGUGUGUGUCCACGUCUUUUGUUCCCCCCCCAUACACACCAUUACAGUGCAAAAAACAGCACACAGAAGCAAUCAAUGCAAGCUUGCAAGUCCUGGCGAAAAACUCCAAGUGCAUUUUUCAUCAAUUUUGCAUUUGCACAUUCAAAUUUCACGUUGUCAUCAGAGUCUCCGCCUGAAGCAAAGCCAUAACUGUAGCCUGCUUGUGAAAACAGGCACGCUUUGAACACAUUUAAAAAGCAUCUUUAAACGGAUAGGCUCUGUCGUAACAACGCGAACCAAUGAUUAAUCAUAUAUGGAGAGAGUUUCAUCAAAGGAAAGCACGGGAAUGUGCCAUCUGCUGGCCAGAAAGGUGACGCGCUAUUUUCAUCAAACUCUUCAAUACGUGACGUUAUGCUUUUGUCACCAGAAGCUGAGGAGUCCGCUCUUGUCUUUCUUUCACUUCUCCAGAAAGCGCAGAGGAGACUUUCGCAGCCCUGACGCCCUCGUUGGAGACGCUAUCUGAACACAAACACAGUAUAUGAUGAACGCAAUGGGGAGUGAUGGGAGCGUUCAGCAGUGUUAAGUGAGCGCAUUUGUUUGGUUAUCUGGAGUGUGCAUGGACUGAUGAACGCUGUCGAGCCUCCAACAACUAACUGCACAGAUCACCGACACCGAGAGAUAGAAUGCAGAUAUGACGAAGGUUUUGUUGCUGAGAACUCCAGCUGAGAUUUAGGGAUUGUUAUGUGAGCUCAGGUGAAGUCCCAUCAUUUUAUGCUGGUGGAGAGGAGAGAGAUGCUUCACUCGGCUGCCAUGACAACAGGACUUAUCUUUGUCAACUGGCUCUUGUACACCAGCGCAUGGGGUAACCCCAUUGUGUCUGUGCCAGAGGGCGGAGAAAAAGAGCGUUUGGAGAGAGUUCUGACCCAGGCCAAGGAGAGCGCGCUGAGUCCCAGUGCAAAGCAGCGUCUGGAGGAGAUUAGUAAUCUUGAACUGGAAGGGAUCAAUGGGGGAAACAAAUCCAGUGCUAGAAACCGAUCCAAUUUAAGUCCCAUGAGACAAGUAUCCAAAAAGACUUUAGAAGCCUGGGGUGAGCAGACCGAAGAAGCUCCCACGGAGGGGGCGAAUGUAUCUGUCGAGUCCGUCGAUGAGUAUGCGUACCCCGAUUACAGGGGUAAGGGCUGCAUGGAUGAGACAGGGUUUGUGUUCGCCAUAGGGGAGAAAUUUACUCCAGGACCCUCUACAUGUCCCUGCUUGUGCACCGACGAAGGUCCACUGUGCGCCCAGCCAGAGUGUCCGAAACUUCACCCCCGUUGCCUGCGUGUUGACACUAGCCAGUGUUGUCCACAGUGCAAAGAAAAGAAAAACUACUGUGAAUUCAGAGGGAAGAUCUACUCAUCUCUGGAGGAGUUUAAGGUGUCUUCAUGUGAGAAGUGCCGUUGUGAGCCAAGCGGAGAGGUUUUGUGUUCGGUGUCAGCUUGCCCACAGACAGAUUGCGUUGAUCCAGAAUAUGAGCCCGACCAGUGCUGCCCAGUGUGUAAGAGCGGGCCAAACUGCUAUGCGGACAUGGCGGUGAUCCCGGCUGGCCGUGAGGUCAAGAUCGACGAAUGCACCAUCUGCUACUGCACGUACGAGGAGGGCACCUGGCGUAUCGAACGGCAGGCCACCUGCAGCAAGAACGAGUGCCAGCCGAGCUAAGGUGGCGACGCUCCCCGGCCUUCGCUCAGACAGCUGCGUAUCGGCCGCCCCAGCUGCGGUCUGUAUCGGCUCAGCACGGCGACUUAGGGCCUCGCACGCAGCCAAUACGCCGGCCCCGAGUGAUGUUACAUCAGUCACGGCCAUUUGUGACAGCUCAUGACUAUAUGAACUCAGAGUGUCCAAAAGCAUGCAGCGGAUGGAGCGGAUAACCUGGGAACACGACCAAAGGCCAGUGUGCUAAAUGCUACAUUCCUCACGCUGCGAUGGAGCCUCUGAGUUGACAUAGCGUCAUGACGAGUGACAUUCAUACAUUAGAGUUACACAUAUAUAGCGUUAGAAUCAAGAGGCAUGGAGUUAAAUUCAACUAUAUUAGUACUUCAACUUUAUAUUGAGAUUUAUAACCCAUAUAAAGGAUAUUUAUUUAUGUAAGUGCUGGUGAAACGAUAACGAUUAAAAUAUCUGAUAUUUUUUAUAGCCGCUGUAUUUUGAUAUGCAGUUACGUUUAAUACCGGGUCCAACACAAUCCAUAUAAUGGGAAUGUAUUACACACCUGCCUGUGCGGCUGUCAGCUUGUCUGGAGGGAGGUUUCGUCAAAGAUGACAAGCUGCAGUCAGCAAUCGCAUACAACAUCUAGCCCGACGCCUUUUCAGGAUAGUAAACGAAGCAGGAUUUGGAAGGGAAUCCAAAAAAAGAUGGAAAAAAGAUGCUUGCUGAUGUUUGCGUUCAUGUCUCUGUUGUGCUCUUAACUGAGGUUCAUUUUGCUAAGAAGUGUUUUUAUGUGCGUGUGUGUUUUCAUGUUGCAAAUAAAUGGUUAC
Messenger RNA from Triplophysa rosa, 2745 nucleotides. RefSeq names its product von Willebrand factor C domain containing 2 (gene vwc2). Lineage: Eukaryota; Metazoa; Chordata; Actinopteri; Cypriniformes; Nemacheilidae. The transcript has 4 exons. Gene Ontology annotation, biological process: negative regulation of BMP signaling pathway. Gene Ontology annotation, cellular component: AMPA glutamate receptor complex. Gene Ontology annotation, molecular function: protein binding. The record is from RefSeq and is a predicted model, not a curated record. The coding region runs from base 1007 to 1930 and encodes 307 amino acids.